CUCCCAGUCUCUCUCUCAACUCUCUCAAUUUCUACUCUUAUUCCAAGGGUGUGUCUCUUUUUCUCAUCUCCUCACUCUCCUCGGUAGAUCCCCUUUUCCCUUUUCCACUAAAAAAAAAGAAAGGAAAAAAAAAACUCUUUUCUCUGCAUUGUUGCGGUAGAUCUUUGCCGCGUUUCAUGGAUCUACAAUUGCCCCGAGUCGCAUUGUCUUUACCUUCUCUCUCCUAGGGUUUUUUCCGUUCCUUUUUUUUUUGCCGCUUGGUGGCGGAGCAGUGUAGCUUUAGUUUUGUUUGGUUAUAAGGUGUGUUGUUUCGCUCGGAGAAUGCGACGGAGAGUUUGGCCGGCGGCGAAUGGUCCACCGGAACCUUAGGACUCUUCAGUGGCACUUCGGCGAGGCUUGCGUGGUUCGAGUUGGUAUCUCUUUCUGACGAUGGUUGUUGUGGACUCUGGUUCGGCGAGAGAAGAUGACUGCUUUCACUCUGCUCCAUUUGCUUCUUGUUUACUUACUCAGCUUUCUCUCAUGUUCUUGUUUAGGGUUGCAAAUAUUCUUGUCUCCUUUACAACCAUCGCACCAGUUGUCUGCAAUGGAAACAAUAGUUGACCAUGCAGCUAGGUUUAUUUCAAUGCGUGUAUUAUUUUCUCAACCAAGAUCAUCCCAGGAACAUGUUAAUCCUUCUUUUGGACCAACCACUGCACCUGCACCUUCUCCUAACCAUCGAGUUCCUGUUGCUCGCCAUAGUAGCCAUGUGGUGCCCAGACAUCAUCAUGGUGGUCACCAUCGUCAGCAUCAUGUUAAACCUCAAGCAGCUGCUCCAUCACCUUCAGAGCUAGGUUGCGAUCAAAUUUGCAUGGAGCCACUUACUGCAACCCCUUUUGGUUCACCUUGUGGUUGUGUGUUCCCUAUGAAAGUCAAACUUCUUCUAACUGUAGCUCCUUAUGCUGUUUUCCCUGUGAUGAAUGAGCUAGAGAUUGAGGUUGCUGCGGGCAUAUAUUUGCAACAAAGUCAAGUGAAAAUAAUGGGUGCGACUGCAGAUACUAAAAAUCAAGGGAGAACGUUGGUGGAGAUUAACUUGGUUCCACUUGGAGAGAAGUUUGAUAAUACAACAGCAAUACUUACAUAUGACCGACUUUUGCAUAAAAGAGUGUCUCUAAAUUCUACUCUUUUUGGAACAUAUGAGGUGGUAUCCAUCAGUUAUCCAGGAAUUCCUGCUUCACCACCAUAUGGUUUGGGGAGUGGUCCAACUGGAAGUGCUGGAGAUCUCCCAAUCACAGCUAAUUUUGUUAACAAGAACCAAAAGAUGAACAUCAGGAUCAUUGCCAUUAUUGUUUUAUCUGCUUUUGUCCUCUUAUUGGUUUUAGCUGGAGCAAUCUCAGUCCUUAUAAAAUGGAGGAAGGUUGGAAGACCAUCCAAUGCAGUUGGUCCGGCGUUUCCUUUCUCCAUAAACAAAAGAUCUGGCAUUGGUUCUAUCUUGUCAAGCAGUAUGGCAAGCUCUGCAUCAAUGUCACUCAUGUCCACCAUGGCUUCUUGUACUCUCUCAGUUAAAACUUUUGCAUUUGUUGAUAUUGAGAAGGCGACAGACAAGUUCAGUUCAAAGAGGAUUCUUGGUGAAGGGGGAUUUGGACGUGUUUACUGUGGUGUUAUGGAGGAUGGAAGUGAGGUAGCUGUUAAGUUACUUACAAGAGAUAAUCAGAAUGGGGACCGUGAAUUUAUCGCUGAAGUGGAGAUGCUAAGCCGAUUGCACCACCGCAAUCUUGUGAAACUUGUUGGUGUAUGUAUUGAAGGACGCAUACGCUGCUUGGUGUAUGAACUUGUUCCAAAUGGAAGUGUGGAAUCACACUUGCAUGGUGUUGACAAAAAGAAAGGACCUCUUGAUUGGGACACACGGCUGAAGAUUGCCCUUGGAGCAGCUAGGGGAUUGGCUUAUCUUCAUGAAGAUUCUAAUCCUCGAGUGAUUCACCGAGAUUUUAAGGCUAGUAAUGUUUUAUUAGAAGAUGACUUCACCCCUAAGGUUUCAGAUUUUGGUUUAGCAAGGGAAGCAACUGAAGGAAGCGAGCACAUUUCUACGCGGGUCAUGGGAACUUUUGGGUAUGUUGCUCCCGAAUAUGCUAUGACUGGGCACCUACUUGUUAAGAGUGAUGUUUACAGUUUUGGGGUUGUGCUUCUUGAGCUUUUGACUGGAAGAAAACCUGUGGAUAUGUCCCAACCUCAGGGACAGGAAAAUCUAGUAACUUGGGCGCGGCCUUUGCUGACCAGUAGAGAUGGCGUAGAACAGUUGGUGGAUCCUUCCUUGGCUGGAACAUAUGACUUUAAUGACAUGGCUAAGGUGGCAGCCAUUGCUUCCAUGUGUGUUCACCCAGAGGUGACUCGCAGACCUUUUAUGGGUGAAGUUGUUCAGGCUCUGAAACUGAUAUACAAUGACACCGAUGAAACUGGUGGGGAUAGCUGUAGUCAAAAGGAUUCUUCUGCCCCAGAGUAUGACUUUAAAGGGGAUUUUGUCCCUUCUGAUAGUAGUUGGUGGAAUGCUGGUGGGGUCACCCCCCGCUUAACUUAUGGACAGGCAUCUUCUUUUAUCACAAUGGACUAUAGUUCUGGCCCACUUGAAGAGAUGGAAAACAGACCGUUUUCAUCUUCAAGUUUGAUUGGAGGAGGAACAUCUUUACCAAUUAGACAUGGUAACAGAUCAGGUCCCUUGAGAACAGUCCGAAGCAAGCCAAGCUUUUAUAGAUUAAGAGGGAGCAUGAGUGAGCACGGGGGACUCCUUCCAAGGCGAAUUUGGAGUGAUGCCUAUUGGGUUUGAGGUUUCUUUUCCCAGCUAUUUUUAUUUUUUGAAUUGUACAGUUCAAAAGGGCCGGGGCAUUUGGGUAAGCAGUCAAUUGUAGUUUAGCUUUUGGGGAUUCUGAAGUUUCCAUGUUCGAUGAGAAGCAGAGAGCCGACCUUGGCUUCUCAUUUUUGAAGCCUUGAUUCAUUACCGUACAAAAAUGAAGAUGUAAGUUGAAUACUCCCUGUUUUAUAAACAUUUUAUUUACGGUUCUUGAAUUUCUUUCUCCGUAUUGUUUAUGUGCCAAGAAAUUGCAAGAAACGACGGACAGUUCCUAAGUAAGCUGUUUGAUUUUAACGAAGAGGAAGGAAAGGAGGAAAAACAUUAUCAU
This is a messenger RNA of Durio zibethinus, 3149 nucleotides long. Its product is annotated as receptor-like serine/threonine-protein kinase ALE2. NCBI's taxonomy places the organism in Eukaryota, Viridiplantae, Streptophyta, Magnoliopsida, Malvales, Malvaceae. Gene Ontology annotation, molecular function: protein kinase activity; ATP binding. The record is from RefSeq and is a predicted model, not a curated record. Gene Ontology annotation, biological process: protein phosphorylation.